AUUCCCCACACCAUCUCAGUCCCCACUUCCUGCUUCCAACAAACUCACACAACCCACCACCGAAGAUCCCAACUCCACCCGAAGCGGCAGCCAUGGCCCCCAAGGCAGACAAGAAGCCCGCGGCCGAGAACAAGGUCGAGAAGGCGGCGGAGAAGACCCCCGCGGGCAAGAAGCCCAAGGCCGAGAAGCGGCUGCCGGCGGGCAAGACGGCGUCCAAGGAGGCCGGCGGCGAGGCGAAGACCCGGGGCAGGAAGAAGGGCAGCAAGGCCAAGAAGGGCGUGGAGACGUACAAGAUCUACAUCUUCAAGGUGCUGAAGCAGGUGCACCCCGACAUCGGCAUCUCCUCCAAGGCCAUGUCCAUCAUGAACUCCUUCAUCAACGACAUCUUCGAGAAGCUCGCCGGGGAGUCGGCCAAGCUCGCGAGGUACAACAAGAAGCCCACCAUCACCUCCCGGGAGAUCCAGACCUCCGUCCGCCUCGUCCUCCCCGGGGAGCUCGCCAAGCACGCCGUCUCCGAGGGCACCAAGGUCGUCACCAAGUUCACAUCCUCCUAGACUGACGGCGUGUUGUUGGUUUCUGCAUCUGUAGUGUCGACUCUGCUUAUCUAUCUAUCUGCAAGUAGUGGUAGCAGUAGUAGUACCUGUGCUGGGUGAUUGCCAACGCUUUGUUGGCUCGUUGGUUGAUUGUAAGAACUGAAGUUGCUGCUCUGGCAAACUGAAAUCUAUCUAAGAACUGAAGUUAUCCUUCAGAAA
Messenger RNA from Triticum aestivum (bread wheat), 752 nucleotides. RefSeq names its product histone H2B.2-like. Bases 93 to 554 code for a protein of 153 amino acids. The record is from RefSeq and is a predicted model, not a curated record. Gene Ontology annotation, molecular function: structural constituent of chromatin; protein heterodimerization activity; DNA binding. Lineage: Eukaryota; Viridiplantae; Streptophyta; Magnoliopsida; Poales; Poaceae. The transcript has a single exon. Gene Ontology annotation, cellular component: nucleosome.